Messenger RNA from Zea mays, 2152 nucleotides. RefSeq lists its product as uncharacterized. Lineage: Eukaryota; Viridiplantae; Streptophyta; Magnoliopsida; Poales; Poaceae. The record is from RefSeq and is a predicted model, not a curated record. The coding region runs from base 670 to 1617 and encodes 315 amino acids. The transcript is spliced from 9 exons.
UGGUGUUCUUUUUCACUGAGAAGAGAAUAAGGGAGAUCAAACGGGGCCGUGGAAAAAGGGGGGUUAGUUUUAUUCGACUGGCUUCGCGUGCGCCGAUCUUCUAUUUAGCACGCGACAGGAGCAUCUCGUUGCUCGAUUCGGUUUUCUUCGUGAAUUCGCCCCCAGCGAGCCGAGCUAGAAUUGGAAUUGGAACUGGACUUGCGGCUGCUGCGUUCGGCGGGGGCUGGAAUUCUCGCCGCAUCCCCGUGUGGUGGUGAGAGGCCGUGGCUCGUGUUGCGGUCGACGCGCGAGGAGGGUCGACGGCCUCGCGCCAUUGGGGUACGAAGCCGGCCGAGACUGAGCGGUGAGUUGGCCCGGAUUCCCGCGGGUGUGUUCGUACCGGUUGCGGUGGUUGCUUCGGUGGGUGGGGGCGGCUGGCCGGCUCGGGCCCUCUCCGGCCGCCGCCCACUCGCCCAGGGUCUCGAUCGGAUCCUCCUCGGGAGUGGGGAAAUGCAAGGCUCCAGCGGGAGCCCGGCGUGCCGGGGCACGGCUCCCGAGGCGGGCGGUUUCCUCGGUGCCCGUGCAGGGCCGCUGAUCCUGGUUUGAGCGCCUCGGGUUCCUCUUGGAUUUGGUUGGCGUUUUUAUGGGCGGGUAGAUCGGUCCGGUGAUUUCUCAGCUGCUAUCGGUGCGAUGGCAGCUGACUCCAGCAUGGGGUUUCACCAGGGGAUCACCGCCUCUCUGUACAACCAUCACAUGCUCUCGUUCCAGUCCAACAGCGACGUCGGCAUCGGCGGCGGCGACGACGCUACCGGUGGCAUGGUCAUGGCCCCGGGGAGUGUGAGUGGGGGCAGUGGCAACGCCGGGCUGUUCCUCUCCCCAAACACAGGGGUCGUCGGCAACGCACCGGGGGUUGCCCCGUUAAUGAACUCGUCGGGGGAUGCGUUCCGUGGCACUGGGACGCCCAAGUAUAAGUAUGUCACUGGUUCUCCUUCCGAUUGGAGUGACCGUGAGGUAGACAUACUGAAUGAAGGGCUUGUGAGAUAUGCUCGUGAACCUAGUAUCAUGAGGUACAUUAAGAUAGCAGCUAUGCUUCCUAACAGAACCAUCAGGGAUGUUGCGCUGCGAUGCUGCUGGGCUACACAGGGUAAAGAGAGAAGGAAGAAACCUGAUGGAUUCUACACAGGGAAAAAAAUGAGAGACGUGAAGCCAAUCCAGGACAAAAUGGUUGCAUCAGUCCCAAUAGCUAAUUUUCACAUGACACCUACAACCAAUGUAAUCCCCUUUUCGGUAUCAACGCAGCAUCCAAAUCAACAAAGUCAGGUUCCCAAAGAAGCAGCUCCUGUUGUCGACAGUGCAACCCAGCGUCUCCUGGAGGAAAAUAAUCAGUUGCUUAACCAGAUUUCUGCAAAUAAUGAAACAUUCAAGACAGUGGAGAACACAGAUCUUUUUCUCCGCACGAGUAACAACAUCAAAACAAUUUUAAGCAGAAUGAGCGAAACGCCUGGUAUCAUGAGUCAGAUGCCCCCAUUGCCUUUAUCCAUAAACGAAGACCAUAUAAAUUCUCUUAUUCAACUGAACAGACUGGUUGCAUCAUAUGGCACAACAAGCAUUUCCCAUCAUACGAAGCAAGAGCCAUGAAGCUAGUCUACUAAACCCAGGGAAAAAUGAGAGGACCAGAUGGCCGGACCCCUCCUGCAAUUCUGUAAACGUGCUGCUGAGGAAGUCUUGCAUGUUAUACUCUAACCAAGUGCCAGGAACAGUCACUGCUUUCCAGAUAAUGUUUUCGCAGUGACCUGAUUGUUUCCAACCCGUCUGCCAGCCUGCCUGCCCACCAAUUCUUGAAGCAUUUGGAAGAAGUCUGCAGUUGUGGUUCGAGAGCCGCAAGCUAUUUGCUGCUGUUUCUGUUUCCGUUAUCCAGCAUGUAGACCAGAGUAUCAGACAGUGGAUCCUGGUCUCUGCAAAUGACCUGUAAAUAUCGGACGGCUGCUGGCGUUCCAUGUUUUGUUUCUCUGAUCGCUCAUGAAUGUAUUUCUUCUUUUCUCCCCCACCCCCGGUCACCGGACAGGGUUGCAUUGCUCCCAAUAUGUAACUGUAUACAGUAGCGACUCCAUUUUCUGACUAAUUGGACACGGAAACCCAAACAUUUGUUGUCCAGAUGUUCUACUCUUUUUUU